UUAACCUUAAAAUGUCAUAACAAUCUUUAUCUUGACAUUUUGAUGACAAAUCUGCAGAAAAUAACCACCAAGAAGAAGUGUUGCCAUUUCAUGCAAUUUGAAUUGCAAAUAUUCAGUUUUUCAUAAGUGAUGUUUAAAGAUAUCAGAGUGAUAAACUAGCGUACAAUGUUACUGAUAGUCAAACCAUCAAUACGAGUGCAUCAACUAAUGUCAUGCAUUCGUGGAAUUUCACUGAAUCCUUCUUCGAGGCAUCUCUUGCAACCGAACCGUACUUACACAACCACCAAAUUGAAUCGCAAUUCCAUCAAUAAAAUAGCCAACCUGUUCCAUGGGAAACAUCGGCUGGUAACACUAAUUACGAAACGCUUUACGACGACAAACAUCAAAAAUGCUGCUCAACAAGUUGCCAAAGAAAAUGCUCGACCCAAAGGAUCCGAUUUCUAUCGACUGCUCUUAUUGGCUAGGAAAGAGAAAUUGGUGUUUCUGGCUGCGAUGGGAUGUCUGCUGGUGUCAUCUUCCAUCACUAUGGGUGUUCCAUAUUCGAUCGGGAGAAUUCUUGACAUAAUAUUUACGGAGCAAGUGGCUAAGGAGAAACUGAAAGAGUUCUGUGCCAUUUUGGUUGGAAUAUUUGUGGUGGGCGGUUUCGCUAACUUUGGACGCAUUUACCUGAUGAAUGGUGCUGCCCUUCGCAUAAUAAAGGAAGUCCGUGCUAAGGUCUAUCGAACAAUGAUAAACCAGGAAGCCGGCUGGUUCGACACUAAAGGCACCGGAGAAUUGGUUAACCGAUUGUCCAACGACACCUAUAUCAUUGGCAAUUCGUUCAGUCAAAAUCUAUCUGACGGUCUGCGGUCGAUUGUAACAAUUUGUGCUGGUACAUCGAUGAUGGUUUAUACGUCGCCCGAGCUGGCAAUGGUGAGCAUGGGAAUAGUGCCUUGUGUUGCCGGUUUGGCCAUUGUGUACGGACGAUAUGUGCGAAACAUCACCCGACAGAUUUUGGACAAAUACGCGGAAAUUAUGAAAACGGGCGAGGAACGACUGAACAACAUCAAAACGGUGAAAAUGUUCUGCAAGGAGGAGUACGAGAAUCAACUGUUCGAUAGUCAAUUGGUUGACGCACUAAAACUGGGGUAUAAGGACGUUUUGGCACGGGCUACUUUUUACGGAUUGACAGGGUUUACGGGAAACAUCAUCAUCAUAUCAGUGCUGUUUUACGGCGGAUCCUUAGUUACAGACAACAGUAUUACCAUUGGCGCUCUUACCUCAUUCAUUCUCUAUUCGGGCUACACCGCAUUGUCGUUGGGUGGUUUGGGAAACUUCUACACCGAAAUGAAUAAAGGAGUUGGUGCUGCUACCCGUAUCUGGGAGAUUAUCGAUCGUCGUUACGAAAUACCAGUGGAAGGUGGAGUAACAUUUGCCGAGCGACCCAUCGGUAAAAUUCAAUUCAAGGACGUGACAUUCAGUUUUCCAGCAAGACCAACCAACCCCGUUAUAAAUAACAUGUCAUUGACACUUCAACCGCGCACAGUUACGGCAAUCGUGGGUCGAAGUGGUUCUGGCAAAACAACCAUAGCCACGCUUCUCUUACGUUUAUACGAUCCACAAUCCGGAUCAGUAACGCUGGAUGGAACGGACCUCAAAACACUCAAUCCAACGUGGUUGCGUAGUCAUAUCGGUGCGGUUAACCAGGAACCGAUUCUGUUCAGCGGCACAAUUCGUGACAAUAUUCUCUACGGAUUGAAUGCGGAUGAGGAAAUCAACGAAGAGCAUUUUCAGCGUGUCAUCAGAGAAGCGCACGUUGAUGAAUUCGCAAAACAAUUACCUAAUGGCUUGGAAACCAUGGUCGGCCAGCGUGGCAUGAUGUUGAGUGGUGGCCAGAAACAGAGGGUUGCAAUAGCAAGAGCACUGAUCAGAAAUCCAUCAAUUCUCAUCCUCGACGAAGCUACCUCAGCCCUAGAUGCAGUAUCCGAAUCGUUGGUUCAAAAUUCGAUUGAAAACCUGUCUCAGGGACGAACAGUUCUGACGAUCGCUCACCGACUGAGUACAAUACGGAAUGCGCAAAAUAUUUGUGUGUUGGAUGGCGGACGUGUCGCUGAAUUCGGGCCAUAUGAGGAGUUGAUAGCAAUUGAGAAUGGGGUUUUUAAGAACUUAGUACAAAAUCAAACUUUCGAUACACCGACCAGUGUAGCUGAAUCUGUUCCAAGCGAAUCCGAUUCCAAGACAUAGCCAUAAAUUUCGUUGUCUAAUAUUGUUCGUUUCGGAUGAAGUGUGAGAGAGAGCUCUAUAUAGGUGAAGUGUGAUAAAUUAUUUUUUUUCUUGUUUUAGCGGAAUAGUAAUACAAAUAUGGUGACCAAAAAACA
Messenger RNA from Bradysia coprophila, 2357 nucleotides. Its product is annotated as ATP-binding cassette sub-family B member 10, mitochondrial. Gene Ontology annotation, cellular component: mitochondrial inner membrane. The record is from RefSeq and is a predicted model, not a curated record. Gene Ontology annotation, molecular function: ATP hydrolysis activity; ABC-type oligopeptide transporter activity; ATP binding. Lineage: Eukaryota; Metazoa; Arthropoda; Insecta; Diptera; Sciaridae. Gene Ontology annotation, biological process: oligopeptide export from mitochondrion.